GUAGGGAGAGAUGAAUUAUGGACCACUAUUUCCAACUUUUUGUUUUCAAUUUUCCGAUUUAAUUAGUUAUCCAAUUGGUGCAUAAAUUAAUGUGUUGGUACUAGUAUAUAAAUAGCAUCCAUUUGUUGUCCAGUCCAAAAUUAUCAAUCCCUUAAGAAAUGGGAAAGUAUGAGUUGUUUAUGGUGAUAUUGUUGUUGGAUAUAAUAGUGAGUGGAUGGAGAUUUGAUGGAGGGGGAGGAUAUGGAUUAGUUGAUGGUCUGAGAAUGGAUUAUUACUACAUGAUGAAUUGUCCAUUUGCAGAGGGAAUAGUGAAGAACACUGUGAAUAGGCAUUUGCAAACUGAUCCUACUCUUGCUGCUGCCCUUAUUAGGAUGCACUUCCACGAUUGCUUCAUCCAGGGAUGUGAUGCAUCUGUGUUGAUUGAUUCAACAAAGGGUAACACAGCGGAAAAGGAUUCGCCAGCAAAUUUGAGCUUGAGAGGCUAUGAAAUCAUUGAUGAUGUCAAAGAACAGCUCGAAAAUCAAUGCCCUGGUGUUGUCUCUUGUGCUGAUAUUCUUGCCAUGGCUGCAAGGGAUGCUGUCUUCUUUGCUGGAGGUCCAGUGUAUGACAUACCAAAAGGAAGGAAGGAUGGAAGAAGGUCAAAAAUAGAAGACACAAUCAAUCUGCCUUCCCCCACUCUAAAUAGUUCAGAGCUUAUCAAAGUGUUUGGCCAACAUGGCUUCACUGCUCAAGAAAUGGUGGUUCUAUCUGGUGCACAUACGCUAGGAGUGGCGAGAUGCUCAUCAUUCAAGCACAGAUUGAGUAACUUUGACUCAACACAUGAUGUGGAUCCAACUUUGGAUGCCCAAUUUGCAAAGACUCUAUCAAAAACAUGCAGUGGUGGAGACAAGUCUGAGCAGGCCUUUGAUAGCACAAAGGACACUUUUGACAAUGACUACUAUAAUGCUUUGCAAAGGAAGACUGGUGUCCUUUUCUCUGAUCAAACACUUUAUAAUAACCCUAGAACUAGAGGGAUUGUUAAUGCUUAUGCCUUUAAUCAAGCCAUGUUCUUCCUUGAUUUUCAACAAGCUAUGGUUAAAAUGGGUUUACUUGAUGUUAAAGAACGAUCCAGCGGGGAAGUGCGCGCCAAUUGCCGUAUCAUCAAUUAAAAUUAUGCAUAUACAACAACAACAUGUCAGUGUAAUCCCAUAAGUGGGAUCUG
Lycium ferocissimum is the source of this 1201-nucleotide messenger RNA. RefSeq names its product peroxidase 47-like. Gene Ontology annotation, biological process: response to oxidative stress; hydrogen peroxide catabolic process. The transcript has 4 exons. The coding region runs from base 159 to 1148 and encodes 329 amino acids. Lineage: Eukaryota; Viridiplantae; Streptophyta; Magnoliopsida; Solanales; Solanaceae. Gene Ontology annotation, cellular component: plasmodesma; plant-type cell wall. Gene Ontology annotation, molecular function: heme binding; peroxidase activity. The record is from RefSeq and is a predicted model, not a curated record.